Molecule: messenger RNA, 1230 nt
Organism: Cynara cardunculus var. scolymus (artichoke)
Lineage: Eukaryota; Viridiplantae; Streptophyta; Magnoliopsida; Asterales; Asteraceae
Product: peptidyl-tRNA hydrolase, mitochondrial-like
Exons: 8
Coding region: 64-933 (289 amino acids)
Molecular function (GO): peptidyl-tRNA hydrolase activity
Source: RefSeq, a predicted model, not a curated record
GCACCUUCCACCUAGCUUCGCGGCCCCAAUCUCAGUAGCAGCAAAGCAAGUGCUGCGACCACCAUGAAUAUUUUGACUGGAAUACUAUCGUCGUCUCCACCGUCUACCCUUCUCCAUUUCAAUCGAUUUUUCAUUUCGUCCUUUUCUUCAUCUUAUGAAACCCAAAUUCAAUCUUCUUGGAGAAGGAGGUUCUGGAGGAGCAUCUCGAUGUAUUCAUCAUCAUCAUCUUCCUCUUCAUCCCUUUAUACUUGUGCGUCCUCUUCUAGAAUCGAUCCUAUUGUAUCGCCGUCGGUUGUCGGAGAACCAGAAACGAUUACGGAAAAUAACAAGCCACCGAAGCAAUAUCCGUGGCUGAUUGUAGGUCUUGGAAACCCUGGGAAAUUGUACAACCGCACAAGGCACAAUGUGGGUUUUGAGAUGGUAGAUGCAAUAGCAGAAGCCGAGGGUAUCUCCAUGAGCAGUGUUUCCUUCAAAGCUUUCUUUGGGAAAGGGUGUAUUGGAAAUACUCCACUGAUGCUUGCUAAGCCACAAACUUUCAUGAAUGUUAGCGGUGAGUCUGUUGGAGCAAUUGUUUCUUUCUAUAAGAUUCCACCGAAGCAAGUACUUGUGAUUUAUGAUGACUUAGAUCUGCCUUUUGGAAAGUUGCGGUUAUUGCCAAAAGGUGGACACGGAGGACACAACGGGAUGAAGAGUGUGAUCAAUCACCUGAAAGGAAGCCGUGACUUCCCCCGUCUACGUAUAGGCAUCGGGAGGCCUCCAGGCAAGAUGGAAGCUGCUACCUACGUUCUUCGGCGAUUUAACAAACAAGAAAGCGAGGAGCUGGAUUUCACAUUCCAAAAUGGGGUCGAAGCGCUUCGAAUUCUUUUGCUCCAAGGUUUUGAUAAGAGUGCGACAUUCGUGAAUAGUCCGAAACCUUUGAAGCAUCUUCAAUGAAGAAUUUGUUUAAAAGCCAGACGAAUGGAGGUAUAACUGUAGAACAUCGAUUACGUCGUGAAACCCUUUUUCCACACGAAGCCACAAUGAAGGUAUAUAAGAUAUAAGUAUCGGCUAACUCUGUGCUGGCAACCAACCAUUUUAUAAAUUGUUUUCGACAUAUAAUAUAGCAAUACGUACGAACUAGCUAUUUUAAAAAGCCAUUGUUAGGUAAUUUAAUCACGGUUUCAUCGAUCUAUUCUAUGGUUAAGAUCGGUUUAAAAUUUUUGUAAUAGAAAUGAUUGGGUUUUAUGUUCA